AUGGAGUCCCGGUCUUUGGCCAGCGCUUACUCAUUUGAGCACGCCAUUCGGAGUACGACCACGAAUCAGCAAGGAUCGGUGAACUCUCCACCACCCCAACCUUCGACCUCACGUCUUCAAUCCUCCCUGAAGGAGCGGCCGUUCUGCGUGAAGCAGUUCGUCAAAGAAGCAGCAACAAAGCCUCAUAAGGAGACAGUCCUGUAUCUCGCCUAUGGCUCCAACCUGGCAAAUGAGAAGUUCCGUAAGGAUCGGAAGGUCAACCCGCUGUCCCAGAUCAAUGUCCAGGUGCCAUCUCUGAGGUUGGUGUUUGACCUUCCUGGGAUUCCGUACUCGGAGCCAUGCUUUGCGAAUACUGCCCGACGAGAUCCGUAUCACGAUCCUCCACAAUACGCGACAACAAAGACGAGUGAGAAGACCGCCCUUCUUGGCGACGCAUCAAGGCAGAAGCGUGAAAAGAGUUGGACGAAAGGCUUGAUCGGUGUGGUAUACGAGGUGACGCCGCAGGACUAUGCGCACAUUAUAGCCACAGAGGGAGGCGGGUCUGGAUAUCAGGAUAUCUUGGUGGACUGCCACCCGUUUGUGAGCUCCGAUCCGAACGAUCCAGUUCCCUCUGAACCAAUCCUACCUCCCUUCAAAGCCCACACACUCUUCGCGCCUGCAGUGCCCGAGGACGGAUCGCCGCCGAAGAGAGGACACCGGGUUCGCCCUGAUCCAGACUUCUCUCAGCCUUCGGCAAGGUAUCUCAAGCUGAUAACAGAUGGGGCAGCGGAGUGCAAAUUGCCUUACGAAUAUCAGGGCUAUCUGCUCUCACUGCAUCCCUUCACAAUAACUUCGACCAGGCAGCGCAUAGGCCAGUAUGCGUUCUUGGCGGUCUGGAUGCCGCUGGUUCUGCUUGUGUUCACAGUCAGCAGGUUGUUCGCAGACAAGAACGGAAUCGUGCCGAAGUGGAUCGCGAAGCUCGUUAACUCGAUCUUUGAGGCAGCUUGGGCAAGUUACGAUUAUGUUUUCAAGCCGACGUUCGGUGAGGGAGAGAGGACUGUGGGUGAUGAUGACGGCAGUGACAAUGAAGAUAUCGUUGAGAACGACAGAAAGCUGCGCAGAGCAGCACCAGAUGCGGAGGUUGAGAAAGGCGUAUUGUAA
Molecule: messenger RNA, 1140 nt
Organism: Zasmidium cellare ATCC 36951
Lineage: Eukaryota; Fungi; Ascomycota; Dothideomycetes; Mycosphaerellales; Mycosphaerellaceae
Exons: 1
Coding region: 1-1140 (379 amino acids)
Molecular function (GO): gamma-glutamylcyclotransferase activity
Source: RefSeq, a predicted model, not a curated record